AUGGCAGACAAGGCAGAGAAAAUCGCUGCUGCACGAAAAAAGCUCAAGCAGUAUCAGGCACGGCAGAAGGAGCGAGAUCAUGAUCCUAGCCAGAUACAGGAAACAAGCAGUCAGCCACACGCAUUGGACACCGGACCAUCAUUAAUGCCAACCACCCAACCCAUGUCUUUGGUGCCGACCUUGACUAACAAUAAUCUUCAUGCGGACAUACCGCUCCAAAAUGAUUUCAAUCGAAAUGUUUUUUCCUCCGAGGACUUCGAUAAACAAAAGCCGAAUACGACAGCAGUCGAUGGAUCGGUUGUUUCGAUUUCCAACUAUUUCAACAACAGUGCUACAACCUUUUCCAACCUACCGGAUGUGGGAGAUUUGUUCGAAAGUGGCGACCCACAGCGUACAUCAACUUCAUCGUCAGUUGUACCACCGGCAGCGCCGGUUUUGGAAGCACGCCAGCCGGACCCGCCAAUCGAUGCCAGUCUCUAUAAUAUCAACAAAAUAUCCGAUGAAAUAGGCAAUCUCAUCGCCAAUGCAAGUGCUGACCUUGGGCCCCAAAAUACGAUACUCGAAUUGGAAUCGGAAAAGGCGGAUCUGGCACGACAAUUAAACGCAGAAAAAUUAGAAAACGAUGAGUUACGGUUGCGAUUACGCAACAACCAAUCUCUCCUGGAUGAAUCGAAGAUCGAAAUUGAUAAACUUCGACUAGAAAAUAGCACACGUGUGACGGCGGAACUGGGUCCGCUACAGGAGCAACUGCAAAUGCAAAGCCAAGCGGUAGGGGUACUUGUAGGUGAAAAGGCGGAACUCACCGCAUCGUUGGCAAAAUGCAAACAACUCAUCCAGGAGCGUGCAUCAGAAAAUGACGCCUUGCAAAUUCGCCUCAAAGAAAUGAGCAAUGCCAUACGUAAGCUAGAGCAGGAAUUGAGCAGCGAAAGAAGUCAGAGCCAGCGUUUUCAACAGCUGGAAGAGACGAUCAAUUCUCAGGUUGGUGAAUGUCAACGCGAAGCAGAAGGUUUUCGCAAGCUGCGCGAUGACCUACAGGAAGAUAUAGCUGAACUUCGACAAAAAUUAACGGUGCGAAAUGACGAAUAUCAAAAGGUGCAGCAAACGCUUGAACAAACGCGCUCCGAAUUGGGACUGGCGAAGAUACGUAUUGAUCAGCUGACCUCCGAUGAUGGACAGGAUUUUAAUGCGAAAAUCGAAUCACUCACACAGCAGAACCUAAUCAAAGCGCAGCAGAUUAAGGAUCUGCAAGAGCUGGUAAAGCAGAUCGGAGCUGAGAGGGAUCAAAGCAACCAACAGUACCAAAACUACGUGUUGCACCUGAAUAAAGAGAUCACGAAUUUGGCUGAGAAAAUUCAGGAGCUCACCGACGAAAACAACCGGCUAGCGAAAAGUGAAGAAACGGCCGUACGGUUUGCGAACGAGCUGGAGCGACAAAUUCAGCAGCAAAUGCUGAAACAGCAGUCAGUUUAUGCCGCUCAGCAUGAAUCUAAUCCCAGCGAGGAGGAAACGAAACUGUUGGAUGAACAUGAAAAGCUAAAAGCGGAACUAGAAGCUGUACGAAAAUUCUGCGAUGAGUUGGAACACGAAAAAGCGGAAUUACUGAAAGGAGACUCCUCGAAGGAAGAACAGCGAAUUAACUUUGAAAUGCAGCUCAAGCAAUACGAGGAGCAAAUAGCAACAUUGCAGCUUACCGUAGAGCGACUGCAAUUGGAUAAGCCAGACGUCGCAAAAUUACUGGCAGAGAUCGAAAGCGGAAGAGUUGGAGCAUCUCGCGCAGUAACACAAAACCAGGAACUAAAAUCCCAACUCGAAGAGAUGCAGCGUGCAUUCGUGCAAAUUAGCAAUGACAAAUUAAACCUAACUGACAAACUGCAAACCGAGCUUCACCUUGGAAAGGAAAUGAAAGCUAACUACGGUAACUUGGAAUCGGAACUAGCUGCUAUUCGUGAGAAAUUGCAUUUCAAAGACGAAGAAAUGAUUCGCUUGACACACGAAAAUACCGAGCUCAAUAAGCAAAUUUAUCAGCAGAAUCAGGAAAUCGAUCGAUUACGGUACUACGAGUCCCGCUCGAACGAUGCAUCCACGCUACAGCGGGAGCUGGAAGUACAGAAACAAACGGCAGAAGAUCUUCGUCGUCAAUUGCACGAUGCAACCGUCCCUGGCGAGCAACACGUGGUAGUAAAUGGUGAUCAAAUGGCCUCAAACCCGUCCGAUUAUGCUAACUACCGACAGGAAAUCGAAACACUUCGACGGGAGAAGGAAGAAUUGCUGAAGGCGUUGAACAAAUUCCAGCAAGAUCGCUCCCAGGACGCUGGAGGAGAGCCAAAUGGAACCUCUCAGGGGUCCUGUGGUCCAGUCGAUAAGCAAUCAUCCAUUGUAAGCAGCAUCCCCACCGCAGAGGCAAUGGAAAAGUUACAGCAACGCUUCAAGCGUACCAUGUUGGAGGUGGCGGAAUUAACAGAAGAAAAACAACGACUGGAACACUUGGUGAUGCAGCUGCAGGGCGAAACCGAAACCAUCGGUGAAUAUAUUACGCUCUACCAGCAGCAAAGGAGGCUACUGAAGCAAAAAGACAUGGAGCGCGAUCUUCAGCUGCAGCAGUUAGCCGACGAUCGUGAAAUGAUGAGACUCAAGCUAAAGGAGCUGAACUAUCUCGUGCAUCGGUUAGUGCACGAACAAGGCGGUACCCCCCGUGAUGCUGCUCACCAUCACCAGCCGGCACGUGUCAACAGCACCAGUGGGGAUGACCACACGAAAGCCAUCUCUGUUGCGAGUAAUACUAGUCUAAGUGGUGCGCCGAAUAGUGACGCUGCUGCACAUCAUGUUGCGCCAACAUCACAAACAAACGGUGGCGAGAAUCACUCGCCAUUGCUACCAAAGGUGCACAUAAAACCAACCGAAACGGCUGGCCGCAUCCUUUCGCUUCUGACCGACAUCAAGGAGGCGAAUAUUCCUUACGGCAGUGGGGUUCAGCAUUGCUCCUGCUGCUCUGGCCGGCUCGAAACGGUGUAGGAAGUUUUGGUUCCAGGGCUAAAUUAAGUUCCCGAAAGCUGUGGUAUAGUUAUCCUUGUUUUUUUUAGCGCUACAGGCAUUUUUAUUAUAAAAAUUAUUCCUUACUUCUAUUAUUGUCAAAGCGAUAUUUAUAAUGAGGUAUAAAUAGAUAACCAACGCAGGCAUAGCGCGUACUAUAA
Messenger RNA from Anopheles nili, 3191 nucleotides. Its product is annotated as golgin subfamily A member 2-like. Gene Ontology annotation, cellular component: Golgi apparatus; Golgi cisterna membrane; cis-Golgi network. The record is from RefSeq and is a predicted model, not a curated record. The transcript is spliced from 4 exons. The coding region runs from base 1 to 3012 and encodes 1003 amino acids. NCBI's taxonomy places the organism in Eukaryota, Metazoa, Arthropoda, Insecta, Diptera, Culicidae. Gene Ontology annotation, biological process: Golgi organization.